GAAGAUCCUGCCUUGAUUCGUUGGACCUAUGCAAGAUCAGCAAACAUCUAUCCGAAUUUCAGACCCACUCCCAAGAACUCACUCCUGGGGGUUUUGUUUGGAAUUGGACCCCUUGUCUUUUUGUAUUAUGUUUUCAAAACUGAUAGGGAGAGAAAGGAAAAACUUAUCCAGGAAGGAAAAUUGGACCGAACACUUUCUAUCUCAUAUUAAGUCUGGCAAGGAUGACUGUGUUCUUGCCUGAAUAAAUCUUCUAUUAAUCACUAAAAGUUUCUCUUACUUUCAUUACUUUAAUUCAGCGUUAAAACUUACCAGUACCCUAACAACAGAGGUGCAGAAGUGGCCUGUAUUUGGAAUCACUACCAUCAGAAUAAUGGUCAACAUUUGCUGGAUAUUGUUGAGUCCCUUUUUUCUAAGAGCUCACAGUUUAAUGAAAAAAAAAAUUGUUUAUUCAUUAAAUCAGUC
This is a messenger RNA of Castor canadensis (American beaver), 462 nucleotides long. RefSeq names its product NADH:ubiquinone oxidoreductase subunit B4 (gene Ndufb4). Gene Ontology annotation, cellular component: respiratory chain complex I; mitochondrion. NCBI's taxonomy places the organism in Eukaryota, Metazoa, Chordata, Mammalia, Rodentia, Castoridae. The record is from RefSeq and is a predicted model, not a curated record.